Messenger RNA from Meyerozyma guilliermondii ATCC 6260, 318 nucleotides. Its product is annotated as U6 snRNA complex subunit. Gene Ontology annotation, molecular function: U6 snRNA binding. The record is from RefSeq and is a predicted model, not a curated record. The coding region runs from base 1 to 318 and encodes 105 amino acids. Lineage: Eukaryota; Fungi; Ascomycota; Pichiomycetes; Serinales; Debaryomycetaceae. The transcript has a single exon. Gene Ontology annotation, cellular component: P-body; U6 snRNP; spliceosomal tri-snRNP complex. Gene Ontology annotation, biological process: RNA processing; spliceosomal snRNP assembly; P-body assembly.
AUGAAUUUGACAUUAAAAGAUGUAAUUCAGUCUUCUGCCAGCGGUGACGAGUUCUUGAAACUCCCAGAAAUCUACAUCAGAGGCAUCCAUAUCAAAUAUAUGAGAAUGCCAGAUGAAAUCAUGGACCAUGCCAAGGAACAGAAUCUCAUCAAUAUGGAACAACGUAACAGAACCCAAAAGAGAAGAGGCGGUGGCCCCAACUUCAAUUCAAAUAGAAGAGGCCACGGACCCAACCGAAACGGCGGAUACAACAACCAGCACAAUCGUCGCCACAAUAACCAACAGCAGCAUUCUACAUCCAACGGGGGGAAAUUAUAG